CACGCACGUCCCGUCGAACGCGAAAACUUACAUCGGGCACACGGUAUGUUUUUACUUUGAACUUCACACGGUCCGAGCACGACGUACACCGCAGCGGCCACACGCGUUCCCAUCGCCGUUUAAAAUAUAAUAUAAGUCGUCGCCGCGAGGAUACAUUUUAUCAUCGUAAUAAUAAUAACAAUAAUUAAUACAAACGUCGUUUAUACGCGUCGGCAAUUCGUAUUUAUUGGCUUUCGUUUUCCCGUUCGUUUUCCGAUUGCGUCUCCGAAGAGACCGAACGAGCUACUCACCCGCGUCGGAGGAGCAGCGACUACGCGAAUGCUCCAAGUCGUGCGCGCCCGACUGCUAUUAAAACCUGGUUCGCUUUUUUUAAAUUGCCCUUAAACGAAGUUUAUUUAAUAUAAUAAUAUUAGGUCCUAUAAUUCAGCCCGUCGUCGUCGUCGCCACCACCGCCGCCGCUUCAAUUGUAGACAAUCAACAGAAAUUAACCGUCCCUCCACCGCCGCCGCCACCACCGCUCACGGAGGACCGCCGCCGCCUCCCGUCUCUCGUCGUCGCGACGCGUGCGUGUGCGUGUGGACGCAGGCCUGUGAUUACCGCAAUUAUACACAACGAAUACGCCGGGCCUAAUAAUAACAACCGCCGACGGGUUUUCACGUGACACCAUGGACGAAGGCGCGUUCGACGAGUCGAUGAUGUUCAACGAAUAUCACCACCAGACCAAGCCCGGGUCACCGCCCGCGCACCACCAGCACCAGCCGCUGUUGGCGUUCCAACAGCCGGGUGAUAUGAUGGGAUACGCGCUGCCCGUGCCCGACCACAUGGACUUGCAGCACCAUCACCACCACCACCAUCACCAGCUCCAGGACAUGGACAUGCACCGACACCAUCACGGCGUCCAGGACCAAAUGCAGCAGCAGCAGCAGCAGCAGCAGGACAGGCAGGUACAGAUCGGCGAUCCGCAGGACUUGUUUCAGAUGCCGGUCACGUCCACCGUACAGGUGCAGCCGGCCGACAUCGUCGUCAACGCCAACGGACAGAAGCACGCCAUCAAGUUGGAAAUGGACGCGAACCCGUUGCCGACCACCGGCCAACAGUCUUCAGGACUACCGACUGAACAACCGGUGCCAAAGAAAUCUAGUUCAAAAUCGAAAAACACAGAUAACAACGGGACGAAGAAGAAAAAGACGAGGACAACAUUCACGUCUCAUCAAUUGGAGGAAUUGGAACGAGCGUUCGAGAGAGCUCCAUACCCCGACGUGUUCGCCCGAGAAGAAUUAGCUUUAAACCUUAAGCUGAGCGAGUCUAGAGUUCAGGUAUGGUUCCAGAACCGGAGAGCCAAGUGGCGGAAAAGGGAGCCACCCAGGAAAACCGUUUACUUGACCAAUUCCGUUUUCCCGUCCGGAUCUCCGGGAUCGUCUGUGAGCUCGACGUCGUUCACCACACUGACGACGUUCGGUGGUAACGUGUCGCCCUCGUUGGGCACGUGUUCGCCGGUCACGCUCAGCGGCUCCGAGCCCUGGGGAUACGGUGCCGCCGGUUACGGGGACCUCGCUCACCUAAACCUGCUCAACAGCAACGGGUCGUCGCCGUUCGGUCAGAACGCGUUCCACGGCAGCGGCAGCAACAACAACAAUAACAACUUUGGCGGCACGCCGUACGCCGUCCAGCCACAAGACAGCCCGGGCCUGUUCUCGGCCAGCAUGCAGUGCUUGGCCCGGCAGGACAUGAUGGGUCCGCUGGACCAAUCGCCGCCCGACCGCGACUAUCACGGGCAUCAACUCAACAAGCACGUAGUCGACUCAUACGUGAUGAGCCAGGACAUGGCAGGGCUCCUUCAGCCGGACGUCGAGUGUGACAUAGUCGGGACCAUGGGAUACGAAGUCCAGGAUCACCAACAACAUCAGCAUCAACAGCAACAGCAACAACAACAGCAACAGCAACAGCAGCAGCAGCAGCAGAUAGAAGAAGACGGGGAAGAGGAGACCGCGAUAAAAGUUGAGCCACCGUUCACGCCACUUCCGCCUUUUAUCAACUGACACAGGAGGUUUCAGUUUGACACGUACGAGUAUCAAACUGAAUUCGAAUGAAUCUGAUACGACUUGCUUCAAAUCGUUCAUGUCUCCUCAAAUAAUUCGUGUGCAUAAGACGUGUUCGCUCCAAGUGCAUUGCCGCCUUUCGAUGUACAGGCGUGAGAUCAUCUUCUGAAACACCCACGGUAGGGAUUCACAAACGAUGAAUAAUAUUACCGAUAGACGAUCAUGGUUUCGUACAAAUCAACGUCGUCGAGAAUUAUGACAUGACAAGAACGUUCGUAGAGACGAUCUGUUAAAAAUGUCAAGAUUAUAUUACAAGAAUUACGAAUCGAUAUUUAUAAGGUCUAAAAUAACAAUUUUUAUGUACAUAAAUACUUUGAUUUAUUAAUUUUUUAUUACUGAUUUAUGUUAUGUAGGUACAAUUAUUAUUAUAGGAAUUAUACAUUUAUAUAUUUGUGUGUAGUGUGUGUACAUUUCAAUUGGAACUGUAAUCGUUCAGUAUUACUCGUCCAAAGGAAACUAAUAUAAGCUAUUUAUUUAUUUUUGUAUUUAGAUAAGAAACACUAUACCUAU
Messenger RNA from Myzus persicae (green peach aphid), 2609 nucleotides. Its product is annotated as probable serine/threonine-protein kinase yakA. Gene Ontology annotation, molecular function: RNA polymerase II transcription regulatory region sequence-specific DNA binding; DNA-binding transcription factor activity, RNA polymerase II-specific. The transcript is spliced from 4 exons. The record is from RefSeq and is a predicted model, not a curated record. Bases 666 to 2039 code for a protein of 457 amino acids. Gene Ontology annotation, biological process: regulation of transcription by RNA polymerase II. Lineage: Eukaryota; Metazoa; Arthropoda; Insecta; Hemiptera; Aphididae.